AUGCCUCGUGUUACGAAACCACCGGUGAAGGCUGCAUGUCUGGCAUGUCGAACAUCGAAAACACGUUGUGACGGCCAACAUCCCUGUGGCAAUUGCUCUGACAGAAAAAGAGAGUGCAGUUAUCGACCCAGUCGCCGGGGUGGUCCUCGCAGAGGAGCCCAGUAUGAGAGGCAACGACAACCAACUGCAGGCAACUCACUGCCAUCUUCAAUGUCAGAUGUUGCCAAUGAAAUUGAACCAUUCCUUGACAACAUGAUCGGUCUGGUAUCGCCAUAUGCUGGAAUCCACAAUCUCGACCUCUCCCCGGAUUCUCUGUCAAUUGUGGAUGGAGCCCAGCAGAUCUGGGGUCAACCCACCCCACAUGAUGAUAGCUCCUUUGACUCGGUUCAUAUGCACGAUAGGGGGUCAUCGGCAAUUCGCGCCUAUCAGUCCGAAGCGGAAAUUGCCAAUGCCUAUUAUAUUUAUAUCCAUCCAUAUUUACCUUUGCUGCCACCUCCAGUGGCACCGCAGCACGAAGAUCGCCAUACCGUGAUCAGGCCAUCUGACGAAAUGUCUCAAGCAAAAAAGUCCCGCAUGCCUUAUUGGCCGACAUCAUCUCUGACUCUUGCCUUAUCUGCAAUGCUAGUCCUUAUACCCACUUCUGAAGACACUUUUCCAAUUGCCGAAACGAGCCUUGCGCUUAGGCGGUCGUACGCGCAGCUAUUUGCCCAGGCGGCGCUGACGGCUGUGGAAACUGAGACUGACGAUUUGUCGCCGGCUUUGAGCACUAAUGUGUUUGAAGCAGAAUCAUGUCGAGCACGAAAUUUUCUGCAUCCACAGGUUCCAACCCAGCUUCAUCCGGUUAUGGCUCUUGUGGUCCUUGCCAUUUAUGAGUAUUGCCAGCGUGGUAAUAUAUCUAGAAUGCGGGCUCGAGGUAACCAGGCUAUCACAACUGCUAUGGAUAUCUCCCUUCAUAGGCUUGACUCCACAACAACAGAGUGUUCUGAGGCACAGAGACGAACUUGGUGGAUGACACCACCAAUUGUUUUUAUGGACGACUCACGAAUAACUACCCCUUAUCCCAAAUUUGACGUAUAUCUGGAGCCAUGGCCCAUAAUGAUGAAAACACAAGAAGCUCUUUUCGAGUCUCACAAAAUCGUUCAGAACAUCGAACGUAUAGAGGAGACAGCCAUUCUCUCCGAUUUCGGCACUCGAAUACGCAAGCUAGAUUUGAAUCUUGUAUCUUUGAUAGGCGAAACAGACCGACAUCUACUAACCACUUUUGAUGAAGAGCCAGAGGCAUCCGUAGCUCAAAACAUGUGGAUGAUCAGUCGCAUGUUCAUCCAUGCUGCUCGUACUCGACUGCACCGUUUCCGGGCAUUCAUGGACAUCCCCCUUUUUCUUGACAAGUACUGUGAUCUCGCAGCAAUCAACAGCGUGGAUUUCCCGCACCAGACGUCUCCUCCCAAGUGGGUGACAGACUGCGAGAUCUCAUUCCCGUUUACCGAGCAAGAAUCCUCGAUUAUCUGUCUCAAGUCUUCGCUCGUGGUAACAACAAUAUAUCGCAAUUUGCCGUAUCCGAAUCCACUUGGGUCAGCCCCUUCUAGGUCCACAGCAUAUCCGAAAACUAUUCCUUACUUUGCUUGCUCGGGGAUACAAAGCUGCUACGCUCUUCUUAUGUUGUUGCACCGACUGCGUGCCUCUAUAGCAACGGAUCGACUUGGAGAUUGUUACCACCUGCUUAAUAACCCUACUCCUGCGUCAGAGAUUGCUGAUGCCGAGAGAUUGAGGGAGGAGCUGCGACAUGGGGUGGAAAUUCUCGGCAGAUCUCUGAAAUCUGAUGUGAUUUUUGAGGGUGUUGGAGGUAUGGGGCGAGAAAUUGAGGGAGCUUACCUGGCUGCUUUUCCUAAUUGCUCUGAGAUCUAG
Penicillium crustosum is the source of this 1905-nucleotide messenger RNA. Its product is annotated as Zn(II)2Cys6 transcription factor. Gene Ontology annotation, biological process: regulation of DNA-templated transcription. The record is from RefSeq and is a predicted model, not a curated record. Gene Ontology annotation, molecular function: zinc ion binding; DNA-binding transcription factor activity, RNA polymerase II-specific. The coding region runs from base 1 to 1905 and encodes 634 amino acids. Lineage: Eukaryota; Fungi; Ascomycota; Eurotiomycetes; Eurotiales; Aspergillaceae. The transcript has 8 exons.